UUCUAAAUUUCUCAAACAAUGUUAAUUUUUCUUCAUUUCUAUUAUAUAAGAAACCCCGUCCUAAGAUACUAAGGCCCUUAAAAUCCUAAACAGUGAAAACCCAUAUCCGAUAUCCAAAAACCUAACAACCAUGGCAAUAAAAGUAAUGCCAUUGACAAUUUUUUUCUUCUUCUUCAUUUUAUCUUCAAUUUUCUCCAUUGCAGCUUCAAAAAGCUCUAAAUCCAAUCUAACCUGGUGGUGCAAUAAGACACCAUAUCCUGAACCAUGCAAUUACUUCAUGAACCGAAGGCAGCAUCGACACUCUGCGUUAAAGCACAGAUCAGAAUUCCGCAAAAUAAUGGUCGAAAUAGCCCUAGAAAGAUCUCUCACCGCGCAGAGAAAAGUCUUCAAGUUAAGACCAAAAUGCCAAAAUCAUCAACAGAGAGCCGUAUGGGCCGAUUGUUAUAAACUCCAUGCAGAUACUAUUCUUCAACUAAACCGAACUCUACAAGGGCUACAAUCCAAGAAGAAAAAAAGCUGUACAAAUUUCGAUGCACAAACUUGGCUAAGCACUGCUCUAACCAACAUUGGUACUUGUCGCACAGGAUCUUUAGACCUUAACGUUUCAGAUUUUAUUAUGCCAAUUAUGUCCCACAAUUUAUCUGAGCUCAUUAGCAAUAGUUUAGCUCUUACUGGAGUUUUGCUUGCUGUAGAAGAUAACAAUUAUACGCAAGGAUUUCCAAAAUGGAUUGCGAUGAAUGAAAGGAGACUAUUGCAAUCUUCAUCAGUAGCAGCGAAGGCUAAUCUGGUUGUAGCGCAAGAUGGGUCCGGUAAUUUUAGGAGUAUUCAGGCAGCUAUUAAUGUUGCGGCGAAAAGGAGGUAUAAGACAAGGUUUAUUAUACAUGUGAAGAGGGGUGUUUAUAGAGAGAAUAUUGAGGUUGGUGUUAAUAAUAAUAAUAUUUGGCUUAUUGGUGAUGGCAUGAGAAAUACCAUAAUAACCAGUAGCAGAAGUGUUGGAGCUGGUUAUACGACGUACAGUUCUGCAACUGCUGGCAUUGAUGGCCUUCGCUUUGUCGCUCGCGGCAUUACAUUUAGCAACACGGCAGGUCCUUUAAAAGGCCAAGCAGUUGCACUCCGAUCAGCCUCAGAUCUCUCAGUAUUUUACAGAUGUUCCUUUCAAGGAUACCAAGAUACUCUCUUUGUCCACUCUCAACGACAAUUUUAUAAAGAAUGCUAUAUCUAUGGCACCAUAGACUUCAUUUUUGGUAACGCAGCAGUUGUAUUCCAGAAUUGCAUAAUUUACGUACGGAAACCUCUAAAAGGCCAAGCAAAUAUGAUCACAGCACAAGGUCGAAACGACCCUUAUCAGAAUACAGGAAUUUCAAUCCACAAUUCACAAAUUCUACCAGCUCCGGAUCUGAAGCCAGUGGUGAGAUCAUUUCAGACAUAUUUAGGGAGGCCAUGGAUGCAAUAUUCAAGAACAGUGAUUCUUAAGACUUAUAUCGAUGGCUUUAUCAAUCCUGCUGGUUGGUCAAAAUGGUUGGACAGUGAUUUUGCUCUUGACACUUUGUAUUUUGCGGAGUAUAAGAAUUCUGGGCCUGGCUCUUCUACAAGACAGAGGGUUAAGUGGAAAGGAUAUCAUGUCAUAACUAGUAAUAUUGUAGCUUCAAGUUUUACCGUUGCAAGACUUAUUGCCGGUCAGUCAUGGUUGCCGGGCACCGGUGUUCCAUUCAUUUCUGGCCUUUGAAUAUUAUUUUCCCUAUUUACGAUGCUGUGAUUUUUUAAUGUAUUUGUUCGUUGAUUUUUAUUGGAAAUUUUUUGUA
This is a messenger RNA of Jatropha curcas, 1802 nucleotides long. RefSeq names its product putative pectinesterase/pectinesterase inhibitor 33. Gene Ontology annotation, molecular function: pectinesterase activity; enzyme inhibitor activity. The record is from RefSeq and is a predicted model, not a curated record. NCBI's taxonomy places the organism in Eukaryota, Viridiplantae, Streptophyta, Magnoliopsida, Malpighiales, Euphorbiaceae. Gene Ontology annotation, biological process: cell wall modification.